AUGGCACCCAAAGCCCCGAAAGAAGGCGGCGAGGCCCGCUCACUCGAACUCAACCCACCCCCCGACUUCUUCGCCACGAGGAACGCUCUCUUCGACAAGCGAAAAGCCGAGCAGGACGAAUGGAGGGCGAAGCAGCCACGUGAGGACAUUGAGGUGACGCUGGAGAAUGGCAGCAAAAAGGAGGGCAAGAGCUGGGAGACCACCCCAAAUCAGAUCGCCAGGGAGAUCUCCAAGUCGUUGUUUGAACGCACCGUGAUCGCUCGAGUGGACGGUGAGCUGUGGGACCUGGACCGCCCACUGGAGAAGAGCUGUAAGCUGGAAUUGCUCGACUUUGAGCACCCUGAGGGAAAGAAAGUCUUCUGGCACAGUAGUGCGCAUAUCCUGGGUGAAGCAGCUGAGAGGAGGUUCGGAUGCGCGCUAUGCAUUGGCCCACCCGUCGACGAUGGUUUCUACUACGAAAUGGCUCUUCCUGAAAUGGCUGCUGUCACCGAGGCGGACCACAAGCCCUUGAAGCAGAUUGCUGAGAAGGCGAUCAAGGAGAAACAGCCGUUCGAGAGGCUUGAGCUGAGCAAAGAGGAUUUGCUUGAGAUGUUUGCCUACAAUAAGUACAAGCAGCACAUCAUCCAGGACAAGAUCCCAGACGGCACUCGCACCACCGUCUAUCGAUGCGGUCCCCUCAUCGAUCUGUGCAGGGGUCCUCACGUUCCUCACACUGGUAGGAUCAAGGCAUUCGAUAUCAUGAAGAACUCGGCCAGUUACUUUCUCGGUGAUGCAAAGAACGACAGUCUGCAGCGUAUCUACGGUGUCUCAUUUCCUGAUAAGAAGCAACUCGAAGAGCACAAGGCACUACUCGCCGAAGCUGCGAAGCGAGACCACCGCAAGCUCGGCCAGGAGCAGGAACUCUUCUUCUUCCACCAGAUGUCGCCCGGCUCUGCUUUCUUCCUUCCACAUGGUAUGAUCAUCUACAACGCCCUCCAAUCUUAUAUCCGUGAACAGUACUGGGAGCGUGGCUACCAGGAGGUCGGCUCCCCAAACAUGUACAACUCCGCCCUGUGGAAGCAGUCUGGUCAUUGGCAGCAUUACCACGAAGACAUGUUCACCUUCGAUGUGGAGAAGGACACCUGGGCGUUGAAGCCCAUGAACUGCCCCGGUCACUGUCUCCUCUUUGGUCACCGCGAGCGAAGCUACCGAGAGCUCCCUAUGCGUAUUGCUGACUUCGGUAUCCUCCACCGUAACGAAGCCUCAGGAGCGCUCACGGGCUUGACCAGAGUCCGACGCUUCGUCCAGGACGACACCCACAUCUUCUGCGCAGAGAACCAGGUCGAGCAGGAGAUCAAGGCACUUUUCGACUUCAUGAUGGCCGUUUACGGCUUGUUCGGCUUCAAAUUCCGCAUGAAGCUGUCCACCAUGCCCGAAGGUCAUCUUGGUGAUGUUUCUACUUGGGAGCGAGCAGAAGCCCAGCUUUCCAGCGCUCUCGACGAGUUCAAAGAACAGACUGGCACUCCAUGGGAGCUGAACCCAGGCGACGGUGCCUUCUACGGCCCCAAGAUCGAUGUCACCAUCAGUGAUGCUCUCAAGCGUGAGUUCCAGUGCGCUACUAUCCAGCUCGACUUCCAGCUGCCACAGCAGUUCAAUCUUGAAUACCGCACAGAAGAGCAAGCUUCAGCCGUCAAGCCAGAGGUCAACGGCGACAAGUCAGCAGAAAAGCCCAAAGAAGACAAGCCAAAGGAGGAGUCCCUUCCAAUCCGCAGUGCACCCGCCCCCGAGGCUGGCGCUGAUGGCGCGAAGGCUGACCCAAACGCCAUGCCCAAGAUCGACUCUUACCGUCGCGAGCUCACUCCAGGCUGUGCACGCCCUGUCAUGAUUCACCGCGCCAUCUACGGAUCGUUCGAGCGCUUCAUCGCCAUCUUGACAGAGCACUUCGGCGGCAAGUGGCCAUUUUGGCUCUCACCUCGUCAAAUCCUCAUCGUACCAGUCAUGCCUGCUGUCAAUGACUACGUACUGGAGCUACAGCAGCUGUUCCGUGCCCAGAAGAUGCACGUCGACGUUGACAUUUCCGGCAACACCAUGCAGAAGAAGAUCCGCACUGGACAGCUUCAGCAAUACAACUUCAUCUUCGUGGUUGGCGCGCAGGAGAAGGAGUCGCGAUCGGUCAACAUCAGAAAUCGUGAUGAUCCCGCUACACAGAAGAUGGGAGAGCUGAUCCCUGUCGACAGGGCCGUGGAGUUGUUGACUAGAGUGAGGGAUGAGAGGAGGAUCGACAGCUCGCUGUCAGCAUAA
Zasmidium cellare ATCC 36951 is the source of this 2280-nucleotide messenger RNA. RefSeq lists its product as uncharacterized. The record is from RefSeq and is a predicted model, not a curated record. NCBI's taxonomy places the organism in Eukaryota, Fungi, Ascomycota, Dothideomycetes, Mycosphaerellales, Mycosphaerellaceae. Bases 1 to 2280 code for a protein of 759 amino acids. Gene Ontology annotation, molecular function: threonine-tRNA ligase activity; ATP binding. The transcript has 2 exons. Gene Ontology annotation, cellular component: cytoplasm. Gene Ontology annotation, biological process: threonyl-tRNA aminoacylation.